AUGGCUCCUGUCUCGUUACCUCCAGGUUUCAGAUUCCAUCCAACGGACGAGGAACUAAUUACUUACUAUCUAAAAAGAAAGAUCAACGGUCUAGAAAUUGAACUUGAGGUUAUCGCUGAAGUUGAUCUCUACAAGUGUGAGCCAUGGGACUUACCAGGAAAAUCUUUGCUUCCGAGCAAAGACCAAGAAUGGUACUUCUUCAGCCCACGUGACCGGAAGUACCCUAACGGCUCAAGGACAAACCGCGCAACCAAAGGCGGUUAUUGGAAGGCCACUGGCAAAGACCGUCGUGUGAGUUGGAGAGACCGAGCCAUUGGAACCAAGAAGACACUGGUUUACUACCGUGGCCGUGCGCCACAUGGUAUUAGAACCGGUUGGGUCAUGCACGAAUAUCGACUCGAUGAAACCGAAUGCGAGCCUUCUGCGUACGGCAUGCAGGAUGCAUAUGCACUUUGUCGUGUGUUCAAAAAGAUUGUGAUUGAAGCUAAGCCAAGAGAUCAGCAUCGGUCAUAUGUCCACGCGAUGCCGAAUGUGAGCGGUAACGGCUCAUCGAGUUUUGACAAUUGUUCAGAUCUCGAAAUCAGUUCAGCUACUCAUCAAGUUCAAAACACAUUCCAACCGCGAUUUGGCAACGAGCGUUUUAACUCCAACGCAAUCAGCAACGAGGACUGGUCACAAUUCUACGGCUCUUCUUAUAGACCAUUCCCUACUCCAUAUAAGGUUAAUACAGAGAUCGAAUGUUCAAUGUUACGACACAAUGUAUCUCUACCACCGUUGCGUGUAGAGAACUCUGCGGUUAAUGAUUGCGAUUUCUUCACGAGUAUGACUCACAACAACGAUCAUGGCGUUUUUGACGACUUUACUUUCGUUGCAAGUAACUCCAACCACUAUAAUAGCGUUGGGGAUCAAGUGAUCCACGUUGGCAAUUAUGUUGACCAAUUGAUGACGUCUAAUCAUCAUUUGAACCAGGCCGGUUAUUUAGAAGAGCAAAAGAUCAUACCGAGUUUGGAUGAUACUGAUCACCAAAAUCUUGGAUUUCAUGGGAACAAUACCAAUGAGGACCACAUAGAUAUCGAUGAUUUUUUCUCAUUUGAUAAAUAUAACGAGGAAAACGUGAAUAGAAUAGAAGACAAUAAUGAACAGUUGGAUACAAAUGAAACACUUGAUUCAUCAGGAUUCGAGGUGGUUGAAGAAGAAACUAGAUUUAACAACCAAAUGCUCAUUUCGACAUAUCAAACAACGAAGAUUCAAUAUCACCAAGUCGUGCCUUCUCACACGUUGAAAGUUCACGUCAAUCACAAUAAUGUGGAAGAAAGAACAUUGUUUAUCGAAGAGGACAAAGAUUCUUGGUUACAAAGAGCUGAGAAGAUCACCAAGACAAAACUAACACUUUGUAGUUUAAUGGCUCAGCAAUACUACAAAUGUCUUGCGAUUUUUUUCUGAUUCU
Molecule: messenger RNA, 1447 nt
Organism: Capsella rubella
Lineage: Eukaryota; Viridiplantae; Streptophyta; Magnoliopsida; Brassicales; Brassicaceae
Product: NAC domain-containing protein 45
Exons: 6
Coding region: 1-1443 (480 amino acids)
Biological process (GO): regulation of DNA-templated transcription
Molecular function (GO): DNA binding
Source: RefSeq, a predicted model, not a curated record